Molecule: messenger RNA, 1700 nt
Organism: Tachyglossus aculeatus (Australian echidna)
Lineage: Eukaryota; Metazoa; Chordata; Mammalia; Monotremata; Tachyglossidae
Gene: RNF180
Product: ring finger protein 180
Exons: 5
Coding region: 17-1540 (507 amino acids)
Biological process (GO): protein polyubiquitination; serotonin metabolic process; positive regulation of proteasomal ubiquitin-dependent protein catabolic process
Cellular component (GO): endoplasmic reticulum membrane
Molecular function (GO): ubiquitin protein ligase activity; metal ion binding; ubiquitin conjugating enzyme binding
Source: RefSeq, a predicted model, not a curated record
GUGGAUAAACUGCUUAAUGGAGAAGGCACAUUGGAUGGUUGGUGGCGAGCUGAAAUGCCCCUCCUGUGGGGCCUGCUUAGGGAGCUAUGACUUAGUCGGCGCCGGAGAGGGUUCCCGGGGGCAGCUUGUAGCCGUGCGUCAGGGCGAGGAUUGGCCCGACCACCCCCCUUCACCAGCAUUUCGACCUCUAGGACGGCCAGUAUCAUCCGUGACCCCCUUUGAAGCCGGGGCUGGCCUGAGGCGGGACAGGAUGCCCAGGGGGCCUGGGGUGGCCCCGAGGCUCCAGGCCACGGCCGACAGUGACGAUGUUCCCGGGAGACUGAUGGAGGCUCUGUGUUUGGAGGCACCAUCCUCAUCCCGCCGGCAGUGGACUAGAAAGUGGCAGCGGUGGAAAGGCUCUCGGCCAAUAUGCGGCCUCCCUGCUUGCCCAGGAGCUGCCGAGAGAUGCCCCGGCAGAUCUUUUCACAGGAAGUCCCGGAGCUGGGAUCUAGAUGGUGGAACGAGGUGGUUUUUAUUGCCCGCACCCUCAGAGACCUGCGGGGCUCUCUGCCUGCAACCGGGUCACCUUCGGCAGUGGGGAGCCCAGCCUUCAGAGCCUCCUUGUGGCCUACAACUGAGCCCCAGUGGCAACGGUCACUGUUCCUUGUGGGGAUCGUCCAAGGUGGACAGCAGCAUGCCGUCGGAAAGGCUCUCAGGGGCUCCUUGUGGACCCCAAACUCCCAGAAUGGGAGAGCUUGAGUGGAGCUUUGAUGCUGCCAGGCGGCAUCCAGACGGCGGUCCAGUGGGGGAACUGCCCUUUCUGAUAGACGUCCCGUCCACUGGUGGGGCCGGGAGCUCCCUGCAGGAGGAAGUCAUCCCGGCCAGUGUCCUGAGGUCAGACGGGUGUCCCUUGGGGGCUAUGAGCCAGAGGCUGAGUAAGAGAGAUAAGAACAAGUGGAAGAGUCUGAGACGGAAGCGGCAGCGGCAGGAGAGUUGGCUUGAGAAGCAGACAUCGAAUGAGGACGCAAGCCUGGACGAAGACCACGAGUGCACGGAGGAAAAAGAGAGCUACAUGUGUGCAGUCUGCCUGGACGUCUACUUCAACCCCUACAUGUGCUCUCCUUGCCAGCACAUCUUCUGCGAGCCCUGCCUCCGGACCCUGGCCAAGGACAAUGCCACCAGCACACCCUGCCCUCUGUGCCGCACCAUCAUCAGCAGGGUCUUUUUCCAGACAGAUCUGAACAAUGCAACCAAAGCAGUCUUCCCAGAGGAGUAUUCAAAGAUCAAGCAGAGCUUUCAGAAGUCAAACUUAGCAAAAUGGCCACUCCCCAGCUGCCGGAAGACGUUUCAUCUGUUUGGAGAAUUCCCCGGGCAGGCAGACCCGAUCACGAGGAGACAGUUCCCGCAUGGGGCCCACCGGAUGGACUACUUGCACUUUGAGGAGGACGGCCGAGGCUGGAGGCUUGACAUGGACAUGGUCAUCAUCUACAUCUACUCCGUGAACUGGGCCCUUGGGUUCGUGGUCUUCUGUUUGCUCUGCUACUUCUUCUUUCCCUUCUAGGAUCCUGCCCGUCCCUGGGCAUGUGCGAGCAGCCAGCUAGAGCCAAGGGGUUGGAGGAGUGAGCUUUGACUUAAUGAGAGCCAUUUUGCCAUUGGGGCUGGGGUUUUUGUAGAGCAGAGAGCAAAGUGUGUCGUGGUUUACCAGGAAGGAGGAGAGAGAG